CCACCAUUGUUUACAUUCGUGAUUUCAUUGGAUUCUGAUUCCCUUUAUCUGGCUUAUCAGCUGUCGUUACGGCGGAGAUUAAGCUUAGAAAAUCACGUUGUCUGCGAGAUGGCCCUCUCUAUCUUCAAGGAUCUGCCGGAGGAGCAUCCGCGCCAUUUGAUUCCAUCACUAUGCAGGCAAUUCUAUCAUUUGGGAUGGGUCACCGGCACAGGAGGUGGAAUGAGUAUUAAACACAACGAUGAGAUCUAUAUUGCACCAUCGGGCGUUCAAAAGGAGCGAAUGCAACCAGAGGAUUUGUUUGUGCAGGAUAUUACUGGAAAGGAUUUGCAACUGCCGCCCGAGAUCAGGGGACUUAAGAAGAGCCAGUGCACACCGCUCUUCAUGUUGGCUUAUCAACAUCGCCAGGCGGGAGCAGUAAUCCACACUCAUUCCCAGCACGCCGUAAUGGCUACCCUUUUGUGGCCAGGAAAAACCUUCCGUUGCACCCAUUUGGAAAUGAUUAAAGGCAUUUACGACGAGGCGGAUAAACGAUACUUGCGCUAUGAUGAGGAACUGGUUGUCCCUAUCAUUGAGAAUACACCCUUUGAGCGUGACCUGGCGGACAGCAUGUAUGCCGCCAUGAUGGAGCAUCCCGGUUGCAGUGCCGUUCUUGUUCGACGACAUGGCGUCUACGUUUGGGGACAAAACUGGGAGAAGGCCAAAACUAUGUCGGAAUGCUAUGACUAUCUGUUCUCCAUUGCCGUGGAAAUGAAAAAAGCCGGAAUCGAUCCGGAGAAGUUCGAGAGCUCAUAAGCUGAUAAAAACACACAUGCCGUAUAUUGUUUAACCCUUUAUAGGCCUUGUUCUGCAUUUACUAUUGUAAAUGUUAUAGUAAUGUAUAGAUUUUCAUUGUCUGAAUAUAAAACAGUUUCAAUAACGCAAA
Molecule: messenger RNA, 922 nt
Organism: Drosophila ficusphila
Lineage: Eukaryota; Metazoa; Arthropoda; Insecta; Diptera; Drosophilidae
Product: probable methylthioribulose-1-phosphate dehydratase
Exons: 3
Coding region: 109-792 (227 amino acids)
Cellular component (GO): cytoplasm
Molecular function (GO): methylthioribulose 1-phosphate dehydratase activity; metal ion binding
Source: RefSeq, a predicted model, not a curated record